ACGAUACAAAUAUAAUUCAAGUUGAACAUCAAGGAAAUGGAAGGAAGUUCUUCUAGUUCAAGAGGUAAGGCCAUGCAAGGCAAGGAAGAGAAAGGCAAAGAGGAAGUUCGGUACCGGGGUGUCCGGAGGCGGCCUUGGGGAAAGUUCGCAGCUGAAAUACGCGAUCCCUCGAGGCAGGGAGCGCGCUUGUGGCUCGGAACAUUUGAUAACGCUGAGGCCGCAGCCCGAGCUUAUGACCGUGCCGCCUUUAGGUUUAAGGGUCAUCUUGCAAUAUUGAAUUUCCCAAAUGAGUACUACUCUCAACUGACUAUUCCUCCUUAUAAUCCAGCAUUUACUACAUUUUCAUCCUCGUCCUUGUCCUCGUCUUCAUCGUAUUCUUAUCCAUCAGCAGCAGGAGAAGAGAAGAUUGAGUUGGAAUAUUUGGAUAAUAGAGUUUUGGAAGAUCUUCUUGAAUCCUCAGAACAGAAGAAGAAAUCAAAGAAAGAUUGAGAUUUUUAAACAGUCUUCUCUUUCAUUUUACCGUUUUCUAAUUGUGGUUUUCAAGAUUUUUGUCUUAUGGUUCGUGGGGAGAAUGUGAUGGAGAAUGAAAAGUACUUUAUCUUGUAACUUUCUGCUUAAUCUUUGUCUAUGUAAAGCCAAAACCCUGAAAAUGUAAAAGGAUUUGCCAGCAAAUGGAAG
Messenger RNA from Olea europaea var. sylvestris, 678 nucleotides. RefSeq names its product ethylene-responsive transcription factor ERF098-like. NCBI's taxonomy places the organism in Eukaryota, Viridiplantae, Streptophyta, Magnoliopsida, Lamiales, Oleaceae. Bases 37 to 489 code for a protein of 150 amino acids. Gene Ontology annotation, biological process: ethylene-activated signaling pathway; regulation of DNA-templated transcription. Gene Ontology annotation, molecular function: DNA binding; DNA-binding transcription factor activity. The transcript has a single exon. The record is from RefSeq and is a predicted model, not a curated record.